Molecule: messenger RNA, 2389 nt
Organism: Seriola dumerili (greater amberjack)
Lineage: Eukaryota; Metazoa; Chordata; Actinopteri; Carangiformes; Carangidae
Gene: coro2aa
Product: coronin 2A
Exons: 12
Coding region: 31-1599 (522 amino acids)
Biological process (GO): actin filament organization
Molecular function (GO): actin filament binding
Source: RefSeq, a predicted model, not a curated record
CCUUGUGCCAGUGACGACUCACUCGACAGGAUGACAUGGCGUCCUCAGUACCGCAGCUCCAAGUUCCGCCACGUGUUUGGUAAGGCCGCCACCAAGGAGAGCUGCUAUGAUGGCGUGCCAAUCACACGCAGCGUCCAGGACAACAACUUCUGUGCUGUCAACCCACGUUUCCUGGCAGUCAUCACUGAGUGUGCCGGGGGAGGGGCCUUCCUGGUCCUGUCGAUCCAUCAUACGGGUAAAGUGGACCCUCACCACCCCAGAGUAUCGGGCCACAGAGGCAACGUGUUAGACAUCAAGUGGAAUCCCUUCAAUGACUACUGCAUCGCCUCCGGCUCCGAGGACACGACGGUGAAAGUGUGGGAGAUCCCUCCUCAUGGUGUGCUGAAGAACCUUACAGUACCGUGGAAGGAGCUUCAGGGUCACAGCCGCAGAGUGAGCCUCAUCGAGUGGCACCCGACUGCAAACAACAUCCUGUUCAGCACAGCCUACGACUACAAGAUAAUGAUCUGGAACCUGGACUGUUCAGAGCAGGUGAUAAAGAACCCUGUACGGACCAUCAGCCACCACACAGACGUGGUCCUCUCCAUGUCCUUCAACACAGACUGCAGCCUCCUCGCCACCACCUGCAAGGACAGGAGGGUCCGGCUGAUGGAGCCGCGCUCAGGAAACCUACUGCGGGAAGCCAACUGCAAGACACACAAAGCCAGUAAGGUGUUGAUCCUGGGUAACAUGAAGAUGCUCCUCACAUCAGGCACUUCACGCUGGAACGAUCGACAGGUAGCACUGUGGGAUCAGGACGAUCUGUCUGUGCCUUUGUUAGAAGAGAACCUGGACGGUUCCUCAGGAGUCCUCUUUCCUUUCUACGACCCUGACACACACAUGCUCUACCUUGCUGGGAAGGGUGAUGGGAAUAUCAGGUACUAUGAGAUCAGCUCAGAAAAACCAUACAUCCAGUACCUAACAGAGUACCGCUCACACUUACCUCAGAAAGGAAUGGGUGUGAUGCCAAAGAGAGGCCUGGAUGUGAGUUCCUGUGAGGUGUUCAGGUUCUACAAACUGGUGACAAUCAAGAGUCUCAUUGAGCCUCUAGCCAUGAUCGUACCCCGCAGGUCGGAGUCGUACCAAGAAGACAUCUAUCCAAUGACAUCUGGUAACAAGCCUGCUUUAACUGCAGAGGAGUGGCUCAGUGGCAUCGACAAAGGCCCAGUGUUGAUGUCUCUGAAGCCUGGAAGUCAAGUAGCAGAUUCAUAUUCGGAGAUGAGCAAAGGGCUGGGGAACACUCUGGACACUCGCAGGUCUCAGAGCAGACCAGGCAUGCUACAGCUGGCGUACAUUCAGGACCACCUGGGAACCAAAGACGGCAAAGAGGACAGCGGCCAUGCAGACGACGACAAAAGUCGAACACCCGUUAGCAACGGAGAAGACCUUGCACUUUGUUCUCCGCCGAGGACAGAGAAUGAGUUGCGUCUCAAGUUCCACAAGCAGCAAGAGGAAAUCCGACGGCUGAGAGAGCUCCUCAACCAGAGAGACGUGCGCGUCAAACAGCUGGAGCUUGAGAUUAAGAACAUGAAAAACUCCCAGUCUCAGGGCUCACUUUAAGAUUGGCCCGACCUGCAGUCACCCUCACCUCCUCACGGGAUACAUGCAUUACUAUACAAACUUACUAACCCUAACCACCUACACUCUUUUGCACUCUUUUGACUCACCUCUUUUUUCCGCUGAUGAGCCCCAGCGUACUCACUGCACAGGGGUGAUCUAAAUCUUGACUUUGUGUUUGCAAUCUGUCAUUUUGUCAGUUCUACACAGGGUGCACAUAUUCUUUGUUCAUGUAUAUACACUUAUACACUGAGUCUUACCCCGCUGCAACAUGUUUUAAAACUCUUUGCACCUUUGGACCUUUCCCUCGUUUCUUUUGUAUGCUUCACAGCUAUGCAAUAAAAGGAUGUUUGUGCCUGUCUUGACUGAAUGAUGUGGCUGUCUGCGAGUUGUUUGAAAGUUGUUGCAGGGCAGGAGCAGACAUCCUGUAUGAUUGUAAUGAUAAGGCUGAAUUUAUUUUCUAUGCUCGGUGAUUGUUGUUUUUGUUUUUUUUUUUUGUUAUGUAAACUACUGUAACUGGAGAUGGUUGUGGUGUUUAAUGUUCAGUAUGUGUGCUUGAAUGACAAUAUGAUCCCAGCUGUGUUCUGCCAUUCCAUUGAGCUGCAUUUGUUUGAUUUUUAAAAUUUUUUUUUUUAUUUUUAAUUUUUAUUUUUGAAUGACUGGAAAAUUGGUGAAAAAUCAAUCUUUUUCACUGCAGCUAUUGUAUAAGCCAAUUCCGUAACUGAUGCCAUGUAGCAGUUUUGAUCUUAAUUUUUAUAUUUAUUUUAAAAUACAGUAAACGAAAAUAAUUGAA